CGUAAUUUCAUCAGUUCGACGACAUAAGGCUUGAAUGCUGUGAACGAAAGACAAUUCAUUCGACGGAGAGACCAAUCGUUUAGUAGUGAAAAUUUUCACAAAAUGACACAGUAUUUGCCACCAAAUUUGCUGGCAUUAUUCGCUCCACGCGAUCCAUUACCAUUCAUUCCACCGCCCGAUAAAUUACCACAUGAAAAGAAAACAAGGGGCUAUUUAGGUGUGGGGAACUUUUUGUCGCAUUUUGAGGAUCCCGGUGAAACUCCACCGCCAACCCGUGUUGAGACACGUGACGAACGUUUAGAGCGCCGUCGGAAAGAAAAGGCUGAACAAGUUGCCUACAAAUUAGAGCGUGAAAUCGCAAUUUGGGAUCCAACACAACUACAAGAAGCCACUGAAGAUCCCUUCAAAACAUUGUUCGUCGCUCGUAUCAACUACGACACCUCGGAGUCGAAAUUGCGUCGUGAGUUUGAAGUGUAUGGGCCAAUAAAAAAAAUUGUUCUUGUUCACAAUAUUGACACAGGAAAGCCUCGUGGCUAUGCUUUUAUCGAGUACGAACAUGAACGUGAUAUGCAUUCUGCGUACAAACAUGCUGAUGGUAAGAAAAUUGAUGGUAAGAGAGUAUUGGUCGACGUUGAACGCGCUAGAACGGUGAAAGGAUGGCUUCCUCGUCGUUUAGGUGGAGGUUUAGGAGGUACAAGACGCGGCGGUCCUGAUGUGAAUAUCAAACACUCUGGACGAGAAGACAAUGACAGAGAACGUGAAAGAUACCGCAUGGAAAGAGAACGAGAAGAUUAUAAUAGACGCGAUUAUAAUCGAGACAGAGAUCGUCGCGAACGCCAAAGAUCACGAAGCCCGAAAAUUCGUGAACGGCCACGCAGUAGGAGUCGCGAACGCAAAGAACGCAAACGACGACGAUCAGAGGAAAUGGACUAUGACAGAAGAGACUCACGACGAGAUCGUGACAGAGAAAAGGAACGGAAACGGAACAAACGAUCAAGAUCCAGAGAAAGAAAGCGAGACAAACGAGACAAAUCACGUGAUAAGCGUGACAAAGAGCGUAAAGAACGGAAACCUGAGUAUGGAGAAAUCAAAAUCAAAGAAGAACCCGUUGAUGAUGAUUAUCCUGACUAUAACUCGCGCAUCUAUAGUUCAUACGGAGCUGAAGUUAAGUAUGAAGAUGGUGAAGAACAGAAAUAUCGGCCACAGGAGAAUAAUGGCCAAUACGGACAUAAUGAUGAUGAUGACUAUGACGACAGAGGAUACUAAUCAUAAGUUUUAGCAAUUAGUUCGCGGAGUACAAGUGUGUGACUUCAAAAGUGUUGGCUGAAGUAACGCAAACGUUCUCCCCCUUUCAAACAAAACAAAAAUCAAAUCUUAAUUGCAAAAAUAAUUGGCAUUAUUUUUGUUUCACCAGGCAAAAAUUCUGAUGUUUUUACAACACAUUUUUAUCAUUUCGUUAACAUUAUAAAUCAUAGUAUCUCUUAUUAUCGAUUCCUAUGCAAUAAGCUGGAAACAAUCAACCUAAGAGAAGAAUGUCUCGCGUCCGACUGUUACUCUCGAACAGAAACACAGAAACAGAAAAAAAAACAAGAACAAACUCAAAAAUUUCGUUAUCUCAACACACGUUUCAUUUCACAUUUUGGUAGGUAUACAGUUCAUUCACUUUUCCCUCUCCAAGAAUUCCGAAAAAAAAAAAAAAAAAUUAGAAUUUCUACUUUUGGUUGAAAGUAAUGUUAUUUUGCAAAUGAAAAUAAAGUGAACGAAAAUAAUUUUAGAAGCCGUACAUUUUCAUGUCAUUUUCUCCUUCAUUUUUCUGCCUUUGGGAUUUUUUUUUGCAGCGAAUAUAAGAAGGAUAUUUGGUAAAAGUAAGGAGAGUAACUAUAAUUUUAGCUUUAAAAUUAUUAUGAAAAUUCAUCAAUUGAUUUGUAGCAUUGCAGAUGGUAAUUUUGUUCAGUCGGUUUAAAAUUUCAUUCCAUUCGAUUUUGUUUCUUCUCUAAUUUAUUUCAAUAAAUUAAACUCUUACAUGA
This is a messenger RNA of Sitodiplosis mosellana (orange wheat blossom midge), 2027 nucleotides long. RefSeq names its product U1 small nuclear ribonucleoprotein 70 kDa (gene snRNP-U1-70K). The coding region runs from base 103 to 1266 and encodes 387 amino acids. NCBI's taxonomy places the organism in Eukaryota, Metazoa, Arthropoda, Insecta, Diptera, Cecidomyiidae. Gene Ontology annotation, cellular component: U2-type prespliceosome; U1 snRNP; precatalytic spliceosome. The transcript has 8 exons. Gene Ontology annotation, molecular function: mRNA binding; U1 snRNA binding. The record is from RefSeq and is a predicted model, not a curated record. Gene Ontology annotation, biological process: mRNA splicing, via spliceosome.